AUGGCUUCAAAGCCAGAAACGCGUUUAAUGCGCGCUUUGGCACCGAAAAGGAAACCUGACAUUGAGACAGCAGUCGCUCUUCAACGAGCGGGUCAAAAUGCCUACAAAGUUGGUGAUUUCCAAAGCGCCAUUCGGUCCUUCACUCAGGCAUUGGCAGCAAACCCGGAGGAUAUUGGGAUCUAUGACAAUCGCGCCGCCACUUAUUCCAAGUUGACACAGUACAGUCAUGCCCGCGCUGAUGCUAGAGCCAUGGUCAAGCUUGCGCCUAAUGAGGAUCGUGGCUAUCUGCGCCUCGGUAAGGUGCUAUGCCUGGACGGAAACUUUGACAAGGCUGUAUCCAUCUACGAAUAUGGCCUCCAAAAACUUCCAGCAAACCACUCAGGGCGUAAAGUUAUUACACAGUUACUAAAGAAACUGCAGGACAGGCUCGCUGGAGGAAGUCGGCGUGAUCCCUUCACAGCCCUGCCACUAGAGAUGGCAGACCUGAUCCUUCAAUCCUUUUCCUUCAAGCAGAUUGUAGCAAUCCUGCGGGUCUGCAAAGGUUGGAAACACUUUCUGAUCGGGCUAACUAGCCUGUGGAUGAAUAUUGACCUCACUGGCGCGAGAAUUCGUGUACCCUGGACAUCUAUCCGGAACUACAUCCAUCGAUCACGAGCGCAAGUAACCGCUGCCACCAUCACGGAUAUUGCGCCCUCUGCCAUCCCAAAGGUGAUUGACAUGAUGAGCAGAUGCCCCAAGUUAGAGCAUCUAGCAUUUCUAGCCCCUCACACCGAAACCCACGAAUUCUAUCCGAGAAUCAAGGAAUUUCAAAACCUGAAGAGCCUCUCAUGUGGACCAGAGAUCAGCCUUCCUCAUCUAUAUGUUGGCAGCAUCCUAUCCGCGCUUCCGAAACUUGAAAAGGCUUCAUUCACUCGCGUUUGGGAUAGCCAUACCAGGUCGUCACCACCGCCCCCGUGGCCCCAAAAUCUCCCGAACAUGAAGAGUCUCACUAUCGCAUCUACCCAAAGAAUUCUUCCUAGCGUGAACGGGGACUAUCUUGAUGUGGUUCCAGGACUAGGAUCUUCUGUAUACCCCAACCUGGAGGAACUGCGGUUGAUCUGGUACCCUGCGCUCUCGGAAUCAUUUCGAUUCAAUCCCGUGGAGGAGGAUCAAAGUCUCCCGCAAAUCCGCCAGCUAGAGCUGCGAGGCGCGGUCAUUCAACCCGAUUUCUAUUCAAUCCUCCCAGCCAGCCUCCAGGAACUGCGUUUAGACUCUGGAUCAAUCGAACGCGCGGAUAACGGUAGCGCGCAGAUCUUGAUACCUGCAGAGAACGAACUCCCAAAUCUGAGGACACUCACCUUCAACGACGCACCUUGGGUCAACCCCUACACACUUUCCCUCUUCCUCUUCCAUGGCAAAGCGCCACUUCGAACUCUUUGCGUGAACGAUUGUCUUAACCUGAUCGGUCCGGAUCUGGUUGAUCUGCUCUCCGACCCCGAUGGGGCCAAUCCGGAGUUAGAAAACAUCACAGAGAUCGGAGCCUCGGGAAUGCCUGCCAUGGACGACAUUUGCGUCGAAGCUCUGUGCAUAAGACUGCCGAACCUGAAGGCUCUGGAUCUAUCACAGACGAGAAUCACUGGUUGCACGGUCCGCAUGUUGGCUGACUCCCACGAGGAGGACUCGAGUGUUCCAAAACUCGAGACAUUGACUAUCAAGAGAUGCGACAGUAUAUCCCGUGAUGCCAUUGAUUACGGGCGAACAAAGGGACUGAGGAUCAUUACUCAGUAG
Molecule: messenger RNA, 1767 nt
Organism: Penicillium paradoxum
Lineage: Eukaryota; Fungi; Ascomycota; Eurotiomycetes; Eurotiales; Aspergillaceae
Product: Leucine Rich Repeat domain protein
Exons: 6
Coding region: 1-1767 (588 amino acids)
Molecular function (GO): Hsp90 protein binding
Source: RefSeq, a predicted model, not a curated record